CGCCCCCUCCUCCGCCCUCCCCUCCCCCUUUUCCUUCUACUCCUGCCUCGCUCUCCACUCCUGUCUCUCCUGCCUCUCCGACAGCUUCAGACGCCUUUACAGCCUCCCUUUCUUGGGCUCGGGCUCAAAGCGCCUCCACAAAGGCAAGCACUUGCGCGCGCCCCAGGCGCCCAGCACGCUCGCGUCGACUCGGGCUCCCCUGCCGCCGAGAGCAAAGAAAGACCGAGAGGAAGCGUCCGGGAGGCGAGGAAGAAGAAGAUCGGGCCUGCUUCUCCAACAUGCAACCCCCGGCUUCAGCGGCGGCGACCGCGUCAUCGCCAUCACCCUCAGACGCUGGCUUUGUCGAGGUCCUUCUGCGCUUCUCGGGCACGGUGCCGGGACAGCGCCCGUCUGGAGCAUCGGGGCACUUGCCGCCGGCGGAUUGUCGACUCCUAUUGCCAGCGGCGCAUGCCAAUACUCGGGUGAUUCUGGCGUGGCUGCGCGGUGGUGGACCUCCCCCAGGCGAAGUGCAUACGGCGCUUCAGGCAGCCGAGCUACUGGGCCAGUAUGAUACCCCACCCUCCGGGCUGGAGAGCUGUCACUUGCGGUUCAUCUUUGCUGGCGGAAUUCUGGGCCAACGAGCGGCUCUGUUGCCACUGGCUUGGCCGGCCCCGGCAGGCACCGAUGCUCGUAUCACACACUCGAUCACGCUGAUAUGCUCGAUCAGUGAGCGGCCGGCUGGGUCAAAUGAACGCGCGGCCCCGGCAAGUGAUGCAUCGGACAUUAAUCUUCCUGCCACGGGCUUCGAUCGGUUGCGAGUGAUUGCGGGGAUGUCGGAUCCGGAAAUCCAGGCACUCCGGCUGCUCUUCCACCAGGGUGCCGCCGCUUCAUUGAUGGAGCGCGAACAUCGAGCCGCGCUGGCAGCACCGGGCGCUCGACCGGGCCAUGGGGCCACGGCCACUGGCGCCCCCGCCGCCGGGCAUUAUGUCGCUUCGGAUGAGGCAACACGCAGGCGCUUGGAAGAUCUCUGGCUGGAUUCGUUGGUGGAAUCACGCGCCGGGGCCGCUGGCGCCGGGCGUACUGCAACUGGGCCAGAUGGCGUGGCAAUUCCGAUGGGUACAGAUGACGGGCCGCAGGCGGCCCCGACUGCCCCGGCCGGCGCGUUGAUCGGCAACCCCGACACUGAUCGCCCGGAGUCUGGCGCAUUCAUGGACCUGGCCCGGGGUCUGUUGCUUGGGUUCCUCCUCGGGCCGCUGGCCCUCUUCAUCAACUCGGCCGCGGGGGACAGCCUCCGGCAGAUUGUCAACCCCGCACGGCGGGUGUCGGUGCCCACCGGGCCCCGGUGGCGUUUGGGCCUGAUGUUCGGCCUCAGUGUCAAUGUCAUCCUCUCCAUGCUGAUCUUUGUGUAGAGUAAUAUAUUCCUUAGAUAUUCC
This is a messenger RNA of Fonticula alba, 1412 nucleotides long. RefSeq lists its product as hypothetical. The transcript is spliced from 6 exons. The record is from RefSeq and is a predicted model, not a curated record. Lineage: Eukaryota; Rotosphaerida; Fonticulaceae. The coding region runs from base 279 to 1388 and encodes 369 amino acids.